This is a messenger RNA of Chara braunii, 3569 nucleotides long. The record is from the annotation of a GenBank genome assembly. Lineage: Eukaryota; Viridiplantae; Streptophyta; Charophyceae; Charales; Characeae.
GAUGGGUACGAUGGGGGGGGUGGCCAUAGUGAUGACCAAAUUCUUUCAAGGGCGGGUGCUCGACUACUUCCUGGACACACAAGGACGAUGGGCAUGGGUUUGGGUGGAGGUGGAGGGGGAAAGAUUGUUGGUGUCCAUGGUGUAUGCCCCGCAGGAGACGACGCAGAAAAAAUGGUUUUGGAGGGAUCUCCCAACAAAUGUCCCGGACACGUUGAAUACAAUGAUGAUGGGGGACUUCAACACCGUGGUACAGCCGGGACUGGACUCCCCUCAGGCGGGGCCGCCGAGGUCGGAUGCGGAAGCACUGCGGUUGAUGAUGGCCAAGAUGGCGAUGGAGGAUGCAUUUCGGGAAACUUGGCCGGAGGAAAAAGGGUUCACAUGGAUAGGCCCGGGACCGGGACGAAGAAGCAGGCUGGACAUGGCAUGGGUGCAGGGGGACCUGUUGCACAAAUUGCUCCGGGUGGUAGCAUUGCCAGUGGCCGUAUCAGACCACAAGUUGCUGCUCACGGAGUUUCUGCUGCCGACACUUGUGGAGACACGGGCACAGCCGCCAAUGGUACCCCAUUGGAUGUUCCGAGAUCAGCUACACAUGCGCCUAGCAAAACAACAUUGGGAGUAUUGGGCAGGGCUGCGCACAGAUGGAGUAUCGGCGACACAGCACUUUCAACAAGGGCUGUUGGAAUUUAGGCGAGUGAUGCUGGCGCGGGCAAAGGCCACAAGACAGGCACAUUUGCGGACAGGGGAAGAGUAUAUUAGCAAGAUGGAAGAACUGGGGACAGAACCAGGGGAGGGAGAGGAGGAGGAUUGGUGGGUGCAGUGGAUGACGGUCAAAGAGCAGUGGGCAGAGUGGGAACGACAGGACGCGGAGAGAUGGGGCCUGUUAACUAAGGCCAGGUGGGCAAGACUCAAGGAGAGAAUGACGGCGGCAUUCUUCGGACAAGGGAGAAGCAAGAGAGGGGUGGACUUAAUCAAGGUGUUGCGGCAACCCUUUCGGGAGGAUGAGCCUGAGGCGGAAUCCACACCGGAGCUGCUCCGCUAUGUGCAGGAAUUCUACAUGGAUUUGUAUACGGAGACUGAGCAAGAGGGGGAGAGAGAACAAAGGGAGACAACUUGUGAACGGAUUUGGGAUCAAUGUCGGACAACCCUCACUCAGAGCCAGCGCCUGCGACUAGAAGAAGAGAUACUGAUCCCCGAGAUCGAGAGAGCCUUGACAGAUCGACCAAGAAACAAAGCGGCGGGGCCGGAUGGCAUGCCAAUGGACCACCUGCAGGUGGUUGGACAACUGAUUGGCCCCCUCCUGCAGGAAAUCUGUAACAGCUUCUUCCGCGAUCGCCAGGGCUUUCCGCUGGGUUUUGGAGAGGCGGAUAUAAUACUGUUACAUAAGAAAGGCGAUUCGACGGAGAUUAGAAAUUGGAGACCGGUCUCUUUGCUCUCUGCUCCGUACAAGCUGUAUGCCAAGGUGUUGGCCAAUCGGCUAACCGAGGUGCUCCCGGACUUGGUACACCCCACCCAGACUGGCUUUGUUCUGGCCAGACAGAUCUUGACUAACGCCGUCAUGGUGAGGGAGGUGCUGCGCCGGGCCGAGGAGAGUGAUCCACCGUUGGCGGUCCUGCUACUAGAUUUCGAGAAAGCAUACGACAGAGUACGCUGGGGAUUUCUCCUGCGAGGAAUGGAGAAGAGGGGGAUAGGGCCACGAUUCAGACUGGCGGUCAAGGACCUGCUGGGUUCGGCGACAGCAACGGUACAAAUUAAUGGAUUCCGUUCACAACUGAUGAGGGUCACGAGAUCUGUUCGGCAAGGAUGCCCUCUCUCCCCAGCGCUUUACAUCUUGUACGUAGAACACUUGCACGACAUGUUGCGGGGCGACGUGAGGAUCCGAGGACUUCGCCUCCCUGAUUGCAGGGAGCUAAAGUCAAAUAGUUUCGCGGAUGAUACGGCUGCCUUUGUCGAAUGCUCCGAAAGGUCAGUGCGGGCUGUUAGGGAACAGGUCCACAACUUCGAAACACAUGCAGGGGCCAAGGUGAACUGGCCGAAGUCGGUGGUGAUGCUGCACGAGGGAAGAGGGGCGGAAUAUUUUGAGGAUAUGCGAAUGGUACAGGGACAGGAGAACACUACGUACCUGGGGGUCCUGCUGCCGGCGGCGCUGACCAGUGGGGAACAAAUGGAGAACCUGCUCAUUGAGGCGCUCACAAGGAUGAAUCGUUGGGCCGGGAUAUCAGACGUGGGAUUAUUGGGCCGGGUGCUGGUAGCGAACAAUGCGGUCUCGUCCACGCUCUGGUAUGUUGCACCGGGGGAUCGAGGUGCGUUUGGGAGACAAUGGCUCAAUUGUGGGGUGCACAGGGUGGCGGAUCUGUGGGAUGUGGAAAGGGGGGAAUGGAGAGGCGACGCAGAGAUGGAAAGAGUGCUCAGACACCAACCGGACAGAAAGACAAGACUGACGCGACUGAGGCAGGCGGUCCCGGAGGAUUGGAGACUCAUAUUGCGACGCAAUAGAAGAGUCAAAGGGGAAUGGAUCGCCUUGACCACAGAAGAUCCGCCAUCAACGCUGUUCAGAGUAAUGGCACAAGAACAGGAGGAAUGGUUCUGGGCAGAGGGAUGGGAGGUGCUGCAGACGGGGACAGCGUUGGGGCGAACGAUGAUAAGGUGUGUGCAGAGGGAUGGCAGGAUCCACAGAAACAACAUGAGAUUUGUGGCGGUGGUCAGGGACAAAAAGCAGAGGAAAGGGGAUAGCUUCAGACCAUUCAAGAUAAGCCAACACCCGCUCCAGAUUCCCUGGGACCCAUCGAUGUGGGAAUGGAGGGCGACAAACUCCCAACGUUGUCCGAUGCCGGCACACCAAAUUACGACUAAGGUGAUCUACAGAUCACUGAAUGUACCCACGGACAUGGCUGACGAGAUGAGGGAGCGAUGGAAGAAAAAGGGGUGGCUUGAGCAACCCCUGGUGGGGAAGUGGACGCAGCAGAGCUGGGAGAAAGCGUGUGCGCUGCUCACUAUGCUGCCGGACCAGAAACAAGCGGGGGGCCUGUGGCUGUCUUUGCAAAUGGCAGUGCCCACGUACCAGUGGAUGGCCGAGUACAGCUCGGCCACGGAUAAGGAUUGCAAAGCCUGGUUUCGGUCACGGCAGACAUGCAGAGGAACCAAAAUGGGAACUGGAGAUUCCUCAAGGAGGCGUGGGAUAAGUACACGGAUGUGUUGUGGAUGGGGGGGGGGAUGGGACAAUGGGGAUGGGCUGAGAGAUUUGGUGACGGGGGGAGAGGGGCGGGAGGUGUACAGGGGAUUUACAGACAAGGGCAGAGAACGGGGCGGGGGRGGGGAGAAGGAGCGCUGGGGAAGAAAGGAGUCGGACACAGGAGAAGAGGGGGGAAGACAUGACCCGGGAUCAGGGGGCCUGCCGGGAAAGGAAUGUUACAGGAACGGCGACAUCCGAAACUGCAUCUGCGAGUUCGACGAAGGAAGAAGACGUCGACAGUGGUUGACAAGGCGCAGGGUUGCAGCGGAACUCAGGACAAUGUAGGACAUAGGAUGGGUAAGGGAGCGAGAUAGGGAGAAAACAAAACACAGGGGUAGAG